This is a messenger RNA of Mucor mucedo, 1852 nucleotides long. Its product is annotated as eukaryotic translation initiation factor 3 subunit D. Gene Ontology annotation, molecular function: translation initiation factor activity. Gene Ontology annotation, biological process: translational initiation. The record is from RefSeq and is a predicted model, not a curated record. The transcript is spliced from 3 exons. Bases 131 to 1852 code for a protein of 573 amino acids. Gene Ontology annotation, cellular component: cytoplasm; eukaryotic translation initiation factor 3 complex. Lineage: Eukaryota; Fungi; Mucoromycota; Mucoromycetes; Mucorales; Mucoraceae.
CGCCGUUUCAACCCCCUCUCUGUCGUCACGGCUAAAUUCUCGAAAAGCAAAAACUUUUUUUUAAAUUUGUUUUUUUCUAAUUGUGUGAUCAAUCCUUUCUUUUUUUGAAAAAUCCUACAGAAAUAUCAUCAUGGCUGAUUCCAACAAACCCCAAUUCUCUCUCCCUACCAUUCAUGACAGUGAAGGUGGCUGGGGACCUGCUAGUGAUGUCAUCCCUCAACAAUUCCGUGAUAUUCCCUAUGCCCCUUUCAGCAAGGCUGACAAGUUAGGCCGUGUUGCUGACUGGACCAAUCCCGAAGGCCAAAAGCAAGACAACAACCAAGCUACUGGUGGUCGUCAAGGUAGAACUGGUUUCAACCGUUUCAACAGAGAUCAACAACAAGCCUAUGGUGCUGCUUUUGCUUCUGCCUUUGCUUACACUCACAAUGAAGAUGAAUCUUCCUUCUCCGUUGUCGACAACCGAUCUGCCGGUACCAAGAAGCAAGCCCUCAAGGCCGUGGGUGGUGGUAAUGUGCGUACCAACCGUGUCCAAAACAACAACAACAACAAGCAAAACGGCGGUUACCGUACUGUCAACCAACGUCCCAACAAUGGCGGCCGUUACCAACAACAAAACAACAGACGUAGAUACGGUUAUAAGGAUUAUGACAAGCCUCAACGUGUCCGCAACGCUUCCAUCAACAUUGGUUCUGACUGGAAGGUAUUGGAUGAGAUUGAGUUCAGUCGUUUGAGCAAGUUGAAUUUCGGUAUUCCUAAAGCUGUUGAUAUCGCCACCUAUGGUGCCGUCAAUGUGUACAACAAAACCUACGAUCGUGUCAACACCAAGAACGAAAAGAUGCUCGCUCAUAUUGACCGUGUCAAGUUUGAUACAACCACAUCAGAGGAUCCCAUCAUCCAAAAGUACAUUCAAGAGAACAAGGCUACUGUAUUCGCUACCGAUGCCGUUCUUUCUCUCUUGAUGUGUGCUACUCGUACUGUUUACCCUUGGGAUAUUGUUGUAAAGAAGACUGCUGAUGGUAAGGUGAUUUUGGAUAAGCGUCCCGGAGGUGUCUUUGAUUUCGUUACUGUCAACGAGAACUCGUACGAUCCCCCUGCUGAAUCAGACAAGGAUACCAUCAAUUCUUGGUCUGCUCUUUGUAACGAAGCUACUUAUAUCAAUCAAAACUUCUCUCGUCAAGUUCUUGAGAAGGACGCCAAGAAGUUUGAAAACCCCAACCCUUUUGCCACAAACGAAUCAUCUGAGGAAUUAGCUUCUUGUGGUUACCGUUACAGAGAGUUUGACUUGUCUAAUCCUGGUGCUGAGGAAGAGGAGGAAAAGAUUCAAAUGAUUGUCCGUACUGAAGUGGAUGCUGCUGUUAAGACUGGUGAUAACACAAGCUAUGUGACUAUCCGUGCAUUGAACGAAUUCGAUCCUACUGCUCAAGGAGCCGGUGGAGCUCUCCCUUGGAAGAAGAGUUUGGAUUCUCAACGUGGUGCUGUUGUUGCCACCGAGAUGAGAAACAACGCUGCCAAGUUGGCUCGUUGGGCCGUUCAAGCUUUAUUGGCCGAUGCCGAACAACUCAAGUUGGGUUAUGUUGCACGUUAUAACCCCAAGGAUAACUCUCGUCAUGUUAUUUUGGGUACUCAAGCUUACAAGCCUCGUGAUUUUGCCUCUCAAAUGAAUUUGUCUUUAACAAAUGGUUGGGGUAUUGUUAAGGCCGUCGUUGAUAUGUGCUUGCAAUUACCUGAAGGUACAUACAUUAUGAUGAAGGAUCCCAACAGACCUAUUCUCCGUGUUUAUGCUGUUCCUUCCGAAGAGGAUUUAGAAGAGGAAUUCGAGGAAGAAGAAGAGGAAGAGGAGGAGCAAAAAUAA